CUUGGCAAUGUUUUGGAUUUGGCUAAUAAAUAGUGAAAUCAAAUUUAUUUGAUUGUUUCUGUGUAACUUUUAAGAUUUUGAAACCUUUUAGAUUCUGACGGUUCCUCUGUUUUGUCUGUUUCUGUUUCUUGAAUCUGGCAGGUUUUAUGCUUCUGAAGUACUUCUUGCUUUGGAGUAUCUUCAUAUGAUGGGUGUAGUGUACAGAGAUUUGAAGCCAGAGAAUGUAAUGGUGAGAGAAGAUGGUCACAUUAUGCUUUCUGAUUUCGAUCUUUCCUUGCAGAGUUUCGCGAGUCCUAAACUGGUUCAAUCCACUUCACAGCCUUCUUGUGACAUUGCUACGUACUGUGUCCAACCUUCAUGCAUAGUAGAUCCAUCCUGCAAAUUACCUAUAACAUGUAUCCAACCAUCGUGCUUCAAGCCACGUUUCCUCAACAGUAAACCAAGAAAGGCCAACAAAACCGAGAAAGGCGGUUCAGAUUCACUCCCAAUGCUAAUAGCUGAGCCAACGGAUGCUCGGUCUAUGUCCUUUGUGGGGACUCACGAGUAUUUAGCUCCUGAGAUCAUUAGAGGAGAUGGUCAUGGGAGUUCUGUUGAUUGGUGGACUUUUGGUAUAUUCCUCUACGAGUUGUUAACCGGGAAAACGCCGUUUAAAGGUAACGGUAACCGCGAAACGCUAUUCAACGUUGUAGGACAACCGCUGAAGUUUCCCGAAGGGUCUAUAAGUUUUGCAGCUAAAGAUUUGAUUAGAGGUUUGCUUGCUAAAGAUCCUAAGAAGAGGUUAGGUUUCAAGAAAGGUGCAACAGAGAUUAAGCAACAUCCUUUCUUUAACAAUGUGAAUUGGGCUCUAAUCAGAAGCAUGAACCCUCCAGAGAUACCCAAACCUAUCGAUCUUUCCAUACUAAAUGAAACCCUCAAAUCAUCAGUUCAGCAACAACAACAACAAGAAAAGCAUUCACAGCAAUCAGAUUCUUCAUCAGGUCCUUAUUUAGAGUUUGAGUUCUUUUGAUGCAAACCUGUAUGGGUACAUGUAUUCAUUUUCUCCAUGAAUUUUUCUUUCUUUUGCUUUUAGCUUGUGUUUCGGUCUUUUAAGCAUUUGUAUUAAGCAACAGUUUUGCGUUUGCGGGUUAGGUCAUGGUUUGA
Molecule: messenger RNA, 1140 nt
Organism: Eruca vesicaria subsp. sativa (arugula)
Lineage: Eukaryota; Viridiplantae; Streptophyta; Magnoliopsida; Brassicales; Brassicaceae
Source: the annotation of a GenBank genome assembly